AAAGUUCUGCGUCGCUCUGACCCUCGUAUCCCCUCUCGAUGGCCCCGCUAUACGCAAUUUCUGGGUCGAGCAAGGACUCAGGUGUGCCCAUCUUUGAAGACAUUGAGCAGCAGUUCCACCUCGACGAUGGAGCCUUGCACACUAUCACCCAACAGUUCCUCGAUGACUUCCGUCUCGGUCUCGGAGAAUAUAAUCACUCAAUGGCCAUGAUCCCCACGUUUGUUACAGGUGUGCCAAACGGUACAGAAACUGGUACUUUCCUCGCGCUCGACCUUGGAGGAACAAACCUCCGUGUUUGCGAGGUCAAACUUCUCGGCAACCAUGAAUUCACUCUCAGGCAACAGAAAUAUCGCGUUUCUGAGGCGCUCAAGACUGGAGAGGCUUCAGCCCUUUUCGAUUACUUGGCCGAUUCAGUCGACGCCUUCCUCACAACCCCCACCGUUUCGCCCACCACUGCUUCAUCCAAUCCAUUCGCGGGCUCGUCAGCGAUCGAUGAGAUUGACCCUGAAGUAGAUCCCGCACUUCCCCUAGGAUUGACCUUCAGUUUCCCUGUCGAGCAAACAGCCUUAAACGAGGGCAAAGUUUUGACAUGGACGAAGGGUUUCUCCGCCAAGAACGCCGUCGGUAAUGACGUUGUCAAACUACUCCAAGACGCGUUCAACCGGAAACACUUACAUGUGCGCUGCGUUGCGCUUGUCAAUGACACUGUCGGCGCUCUCCUAUCUCGUGCAUAUACCGCAGGCGGAUGUAUUCUGGGCGCGAUCUUCGGCACAGGUACAAACGGCGCGUACGUCGAGAAGAUAGAGAACAUCACGAAACUAGGGGACUCGCCCGCACGGAAGAAUGGCGGACAUAUGGUCGUGAACUGCGAGUGGGGUGGUUUCAACAAUAACCGUUCUGUCCUGCCUUCUACGCCCUUUGACAACAAACUUGAUCGUGAAUCUAUCAACCCGAGGUUGCAGGCCUUUGAGAAGUUCAUCUCUGGCAUGUACCUCGGAGAGAUCACGCGGAAUGUCUGUCUGGCCCUGAUUGAUGCCGCUCCGAGAGCGCUACUCUUCAACGGCCGAUCGAGCAGGUUGCUCAACACGCACUAUGGCCUCGAUACCGCCGUGCUAAGCGAGGUAGAAGCUGCAUGGGAGAAAGGCAGGCAGCCGGACGUGAAAGUGAAGGGUGUCGAGGGUGGCAAAGACCCAGUUGCCAAAGAGCAGGCAGACUACGCUACGCCCCAGCAGCCACUAAGCAAGCUUACCGCAUCAGCCAAACCAAAUGGCACCAAUUCCUCAUCAGCUGCAGCGCACUUCCUGGACGUCGACUCGUGCUCCCCUGAGGAUAGGUCACGACUUGAGCGCAUACGCUCGAUCCUCAUCCAGCGCCUCGAACUUCUCGAAGAAAAUGUCUCCCUCCGCGACGCCGCUGUCUUCCGCUGGGCAACUUCUCUCGUUGCCAACCGCGCGGCCAAGCUCAGCGCGUGCGCCGUCGCCGCAAUUCUCGUACAAACUGGCCGCGCGAUGCUCGGUGGAGGCGUCAGACCCGAGGAAGAGUCUGUUAUCAUAGGUGUCGAUGGCAGUCUCAUAGAACACUACCCCAACUUCAACGCUCGCAUGCGUAGUUCACUGCGCUCCUUGGUUGGCGAGGAGGUUGAAAGUCGCGUUGACAUCGGUAUGGCGAAAGACGGUAGUGGUGUUGGAGCUGCACUCUGCGCCCUCCAGGCUAUCAAGCAAGGUCUUUGAUAGCACUCAGCAGACCCAAGCAAAAGCUUGCACACUGUAUUAUUUUACGCCUUGUUUAUCUUUCAUACUAUUCGUUUGUUGUUGUAUGGCACGGACAGUCCUCACGUGUAAUUUCGUCAGAGCGUUGCCUGAUAUGAGUGUUAUGCCACUAAUAUUGUCGUCUCGUUCCAUAGAUGCAAGGAAUGGAAUGGAUAGAACUCGCUCUACAGCAAAUCUUCGUUGCAUCGUGAGGCGUGACGAUAGCAAAGAAAGUCAAUGGUGAAACAACCGACGACUCUCUGAGGAUUAUACCUCAACGUGAACGACACCGAUCUGAGUUCGCGUGCGAUGCAAGAGAGGGAGCUGGUACAGAACCAGUACUAUACUGACACAGUCAUGAGUAGCAAGAUAUGGUGGGUGCGUGAUGAGACUUGAAUAGGAUACGAAGUGCUUGUGGAUGGAUGAGGGACCGUCGUGACUAAAAGAGAUGACAUCAUAGCGAAACAAAAUUCCCGGAAAGAGCUGCGCGGACUAGGGUAUGUAGGUCGAGAGGGUGAUGGGCGAGAGGGACUGUUACCGGCCUAGAAGAGGUCUUCCAGCGUCAUCUGCUUGACAAUGUCGGUGUUCGAGACCAUUUGUACGAAUUCCUCGAAGCUCAGUUUGCCAUCUCCGUCCUUGUCCGCUUCCAUGAUAGUCUUGUCGACAAUCUGCUGCAACUGCCCAUCCUUGAGGUUGUUCCCCACCAUCAUCUUCAGCACCAGGAACAGUUCGCCGUUCGAAAUAAAGCCGUCGCGGUCCAUAUCAUAUACCUUGAAUGCAAAUCGUAGUUUCUCUUCCCGUCCUCCUCUACUACUGAACGCGCUCAAUCCGCCAACGAACUCUUGGAAAUCGACAGUGCCUCCACCAUCUUCAUCGAAGAUCGCGAUUAGUCGCGAUGCCAGUGGGUUGUUUGCGAUGGCGGGUAUCUGCAAGAACUCUUCACGGUCUAUCGACCCGGAACCGUCACUGUCAAGCUUCAUGAAGCGCUUCUUCAACCGCUCCAGCUCGCUUGCAUUGAAGUUGGACUUCUUCUGCAUAUCCUCCAUAAAUUGAGACGGUGAUUGCCCCAUGUUGUUUUACGUGUGUUUGGAUAUACUACGGUGCGUAUGCUGUGGGCGACUUGCGCGUCGAGAAGGAGAAGGGGCAAAGAGCUUGGAUGAGGAG
Molecule: messenger RNA, 2912 nt
Organism: Phanerochaete carnosa HHB-10118-sp
Lineage: Eukaryota; Fungi; Basidiomycota; Agaricomycetes; Polyporales; Phanerochaetaceae
Exons: 16
Coding region: 39-1730 (563 amino acids)
Biological process (GO): glycolytic process; intracellular glucose homeostasis; glucose 6-phosphate metabolic process
Cellular component (GO): mitochondrion; cytosol
Molecular function (GO): D-glucose binding; mannokinase activity; fructokinase activity
Source: RefSeq, a predicted model, not a curated record